Molecule: messenger RNA, 2429 nt
Organism: Bombyx mori (domestic silkworm)
Lineage: Eukaryota; Metazoa; Arthropoda; Insecta; Lepidoptera; Bombycidae
Product: protein SPMIP1
Exons: 3
Coding region: 132-680 (182 amino acids)
Source: RefSeq, a predicted model, not a curated record
UUGAAACAAAUUUACAAUAGACUAAGCAUCUUUUGAGUUUUGUCAAAAUUCUUGUGAGAAUUAUUAUCAUUCAUGACAAAGAAAAGUAAUAUUAUGCAUUGAUGAAUUAAAGCAUAACUGAGCUUCAUAAAAUGUCUUAUGAAUUCUACGCUGAUGCCACACAGAAGUCAAAGAGGCGCGAUCGGCGCUGGUACCAGGAGAACUUAUUGAAAGUUCUGGAAGCGGCCAAAGAGAAACGUGUCAGAGAAAUCGACACGUCCAUAGCACUAGCCCAUGAGCUGAUAGCGAAAUUAGACGAACCAGUUAAGAAACCAGUAGAAGUUCCACUGCGAGAACUAACACCAGCCGAAGACGAUAGCUUAAUGAAACCUAUAGCACCUGAAGUUUUAGAUUUGUUUUACGGAAGCAGAGACAAAGGCGCGGCCGAGAAAUAUUUCAAGGCGAGGAACAAACAAGCACCAGAGGAGAAAUAUUUCUUUCGCAUUACAACCAACUGGGACUACGGCUGGCAACAAAAACAGUCGAGACAGCGCGCUCGUGACGUGAACUUCGGACGUUGCGCCAUUCUAAGGGACACGUUCUAUAGGAAAAGCAACCUGGCGCCCGAUCCGCCGCACUACGCGCAGCCCGCUGCCGGACAACACUCUAUCUGCAGCGAAUAUUCAUGCCAUUUUAACUGACUUUAGUGCCAGCUAAACAUUAAAGGGUCCAGUGUGUUUAGUGCAAGUUUUUUAACGUUCCCAAUAGCUUUUUUUUUCCUACCUAAGCUGAUAGCCUUGAGAGGCUAUUUCAGCGUAACCUUAACUAGUGGGUGAGCUCACGGGGCUCAAACCUGACGUUGGUAGCAUGAACCCUAGCAGGGGCCGUGCUUCGCAGAAUCUACCAGCGGAUCGGAAACGCGACCCACUGAGAAGAUCCGGCGAGAAACUCAGUGGGCUGUGUCUGUGGGUUAAUUUACUCGUCGAGCCCUUCGUCGCAAUCCACGGGUUCGACGAGAACGAUGACCGGGAAUAACGUAAAAUUUAGCUGAAAUUUGCAGUUGGAACAGCGCCCCUAGCGGCAAACGUAGGAACAUGUUCUAAGUCCAUACAAAUCUGAGUUAACUUUUACGCUAUCGAGAAGUUAAACUCGCACAAAGCACACCGACCGAAAGCAGUUCGAGUUAGACGGCGUUCCGACUGUCAUAGGGCACAAAUGUUGUCCAUGAACAACGGCAACUAUUGAUCUAAUUACAUCUAUCUAAUAAUCUAGUCAUGUAGGACCUUGGAAGUACGCUAGAGUAUUGAAAAGUUUUUUGUUUCAUUAAAAACGAUGUUAAUGGCAAAGAAAAACACGUACCUUUGAAUGAACAGGCUUUACACCGAUUUAGAAAAUACCUCAAUUUUGUGUUCCGGGCAACCAUUCUUAAACUAUAUAGUAAUGAAGAUUUGCAUAAUAUUUUAACAUUUCUAUGACUGUACCCCAUACUCUACUGUAAAUUAUUUUAAUAUUACCAUUUUAAGAUUGUAUCCCACUACAAGAGAAGCAAGAUGAUAUAUACGAGUAUAAUAGCAUUGCAACUAUCUUGAAUAGGUACUACGAAUAUUCGUUACGGUAAAAACAAAAUGAAACACGAAACUUAUGAAAAAACAUAUAAUUUAUAUUUUUUAUUAUUAUUUACAAUAAUUCAACUUUUAUUUACAUAUUAACAAUAGUUCAUGUACUCCCUUCUUCAUAAGGCCACAUCUAACUGUUCGAUAGGGAACUAGCGAGAAGGUUUACAUGCUCAAGGUUACAUUCAAACAGUACACGACUCUUGUUUGGUUCAGCAGCGGACGAAUCUUCAGACCCUAAUCUAAAGUAUAAAAAAUAAGAUGAAUGAUAAUGGAAUCUUCUCGAACAAUUGUUGUGACAAACAAAGAAAACCCGCCCAUUGAGAACCAAAGCGGAGGAUCCAUUAGAUCCGUUGUCAUAAUAAAAAUAAUUAACUAUAUUAUCAUCAACGCAUACAUUUACUAACAAAUUACUAAAGAGAAUGAAUAAUUAAUAAAAUAAAUAAAUGAGACAUUUUGUUCUUUCUCAAGUUUCAUUCGACAUUAUUACAUUAGAUCAGUCCUUUGGGUAGCAGAACUCAUACUCCUAUGUUCGAAUUCGCAAAUAAUUUAUAAAAACUUAUUAUAUAAUGCUCACUCGUUUGACAGUGUCUUUACAAACACAAUACAAGCGUAGACAAUGUCAAUAAAAAUAAUAUAUUUUUAACGAAAUAACAAUCAGCACAAUUAUAUUAUAUUAUGUACAUUUGGAAGAAUUGUAGUAAUUAUAGGAAGGAUUCUAAACUGGACUUGAGAUCCAAUUGAGUUAACAAAAGAUAUUAAAACAAUACUGAAUAAUACGCUUUUAAUAUUUCUAUUAAUGGAUUUGUCAUAUUGAAAAUAAAAUGUCCGAUAUUA